CCCGCCAAUCGCAGUCGCGGCGGUUGACGCGGUGUGGGCGGAUCCUUGCUUGCAGAAGGCUUGGGGAUAGCUCUGGACUCCCACUUCGCAGACGCACCAGGAGAAGGAAGUGCUGGAGUUUCCUCGAGUCAGGAAUGCCUCUCUUUGGGAGUAUAUUCAGUCCAAAGAAGACCCCUCCUCGGAAGUCUGCCUCUCUCUCCAAUCUGCAUUCUUUAGAUCGGUCAACGCGGGAAUUGGAGCUGGGCCUUGACUAUGGAACUCCCACCAUGAACCUAGCAGGGCAAAACUUGAAGUUUGAAAAUGGCCAGUGGGUAGCAGACACAGUGAUUAGUGGGGGCGUGGAUCGGAGGGAGACUCAGCGCCUGCGCAAACGGAACCAGCAGUUGGAAGAAGAGAAUAAUCUUUUGCGGCUCAAAGUGGACAUCCUGCUGGACAUGCUUUCAGAGACCACUGCUGAGUCCCACUUAAAGGAUAAAGAACUGGAUGAGCUGAAGAUUAUCAACCGCAGGAGGAAGUGACGCGCCUGUGAACACUCCCUAGGGUAUCAGAGAGAGUUCCACUGACCCACUGACAGGGAGGAGGAGAUGGCAGAGCCCUUUGAUUUUUAGUCAGAUUCAUAGACUUGCUCUAGGAGAGAGCAUUCACAGACCCUAGCUCCCUUGGACUUGGGGAUAGGGAGGUAGCAUGGGAUGAAAGAAACCGAGGUUCCAAGCCAGGGCCUUAGCUUGGGAGGCACCACAGACACACCACCCAGGGUGUCAAUCUACAACAAACCCCAGGAAGGUCUAGAAAAUAGCCUUUGGUUGCUCUUUGCAGGUGACAGCAUACAACUAUCCAUGUCUCAGAGUCACUGUGUUCAGAUAAUUGGCAGUUGACCUCUUAACACUGGUGUCUGGGGUUUGGCGCUGGUUCCAGAAAGUGCUUCGUGUGAGGGUGCACAGUAGGUGUCUCUGGGCUCUCUGCUCCCUCCUGUCAUGUUCUGUCUGCCUUUGAAGAAUCCUUAUCCCCAAGUCCACAGCCUCUUCUGGCAUCCGCUUCCCAGAAGCAAGCUCCCGCCUUCUGCAGCACGUUGUAAUUUACUUUUGCUUUCCUGUUUUGAUUAUUUUUUAUUUUUUAUUAAAUGGUGUUCAAUAAUC
Messenger RNA from Cricetulus griseus (Chinese hamster), 1136 nucleotides. The record is from RefSeq and is a predicted model, not a curated record. Lineage: Eukaryota; Metazoa; Chordata; Mammalia; Rodentia; Cricetidae.